AUGGAAUAUCAAAUAAGGGAGGAUUCAAUGGAAUCCACAACCUCAUCUACUGCUAGCUCGAUAUUCUCAAGCACUCAGAAAACUCCAGAAAGUCCUCAAACAAAUUCACCUCCGGGACGUGGCAGAUUCAAUAAUAAAGCUAUAAAGAAACAUUCACAUGCAUCGGCGAAUAAGAAUGUAAGAGAAUUGAGAGAUUUAUUAGAAGACUCAAAUAAAUAUUAUCCUAGUUAUGAGUACAGUAUGCCAACUGGUUAUUUGAAAAGCUCUUCAAAGGGUAAAGGAUUAAACAACGCAGAUGAUAUUACUUCAUCAGAAUCUAAUGAUAAAAAUAUAGCUAAAAAAUCAUCAGAGAAUAAUAAAAAUUUGAAACCUAAUGAAAAGGUUUCAGGGAAAGUUUUAAAGAAGAAGAUAAUAAAGAAAAAGGUAAUUCCUGGAAAGAGAAAAUACAGAAAAAAUGGUACACUAGCCAUGAAAAAUGUUCCUCCAAAGAGGAAGUAUACGACUAAGAAAAAAUCACAUAAAAUAGAAGAUAAACCUUUUAUGACGGAGGAAGGUACUACUUCUCUUAGCAGUUCAAAGUCCGAAACAGAGUUGCAUUCACAACAUAUUGACAGUAGCCAUGGUAAACCCAAUAUUAAGAUAAAAAGAAAUGAAAAAGAAAAAGAAAACAAUGAAGAUGAACCAACAAAUUUUAUUGAUCUUGAUGGUCCUCGAAUUCCAGUUAGACCUAACUUCUUUGAUAUUCAGGGUUUACUUGAAAGUGAAUUUUAUAAUGGUAAACCAACAGAUUCUAUGAUUCUUUCCACACAUUCACAUCCAACUACUCAGGGUUCUCAUAAGAGAGAUACACCAGAGGGUAUGAUCCCCACUGUUAAGUUACAAAGUGUUUUAUACCAGAAUUACCAAGAAGAAUAUAAAGUUAUUUUCCAUGAUGCGUGUGAUAUCUUCAACCCAAUGGCAGAAGUCGGUAAACUAAUAGAAUACUCGGUAAUUAUAUACUUACCGACCGAUUAUUCUGAAAUUGUAAAACGUGAUAUUAUACCAAUAUUAAACACCGCAUUUGACAAUUCGGAUACUAAUCUAUUUAUUGAAACGGUGAAUAAGUAUAAUAAGUUAAUACGUGAAAUACCGAGAAGGGACAUCAUUGACCAUUUAUGCGGUUUAACAGAAAUACCAGUAUCUUUUAUCCAUGACUUACUUCACAUUAUCUAUACAAGAAGUAUACAUCCCGAUGCUGGUAAAUUAAGACAUUAUAAAGCAUUCUCGAAUUACGUAUAUGGUGAACUUUUACCCGGUUUCUUAACUGAUGUCUACAAUCAAUGUAAUUUAAGUCCUGAUAUGCUUUUUAUGGACCUUGGAUCCGGUGUUGGUAACUGUGUUAUCCAAGCUGGGUUAGAAUUUGGUUGUAAAUUAAGUUUAGGUUGUGAAAUUAUGCCAGAUGCUAGUGAUUUGACAGAGAUCCAAAUGAAAGAAUUCAACCAACGUUGUAAAUUGAUGGGUCUAAAAGUUCCUGCUUUUGAAUUCAGAUUACGUGAAAGUUUCGUUGAUAAUCCUCGAAUUAUUGAGCUUAUUUCUCAAUGUGAUGUAAUGCUGGUUAACAAUUUCUUAUUUGAUAGUAAAUUAAACAAAGAGGUAGAAAAAUUGUUACAACAUGCAAAGAUUGGUUGUAAAAUUAUCAGUUUAAAAAAUUUAAGAAGUUUUGGUUAUACGAUAGAUUUUUAUAACGUUGAUAAUAUCCUUAACAGAUUACAAAUUAAAAAACAAAAAUUUAAAGAGAAUAGCGUAUCGUGGACUCAUACAGGUGGUGAAUAUUAUAUUUCUACUGUAUUAGAAGAAGUAGAUGAAUCAUUAUUUUCAUCUACUAGCAGAUUUAGAGCAUUGAAAAAAGAUUUCAAAUAUACCAGAUAA
Maudiozyma saulgeensis is the source of this 1908-nucleotide messenger RNA. NCBI's taxonomy places the organism in Eukaryota, Fungi, Ascomycota, Saccharomycetes, Saccharomycetales, Saccharomycetaceae. The record is from the annotation of a GenBank genome assembly.